Molecule: messenger RNA, 1938 nt
Organism: Fopius arisanus
Lineage: Eukaryota; Metazoa; Arthropoda; Insecta; Hymenoptera; Braconidae
Gene: spz6
Product: Spaetzle domain-containing protein 6
Exons: 7
Coding region: 100-1299 (399 amino acids)
Biological process (GO): innate immune response; central nervous system formation
Cellular component (GO): extracellular region
Molecular function (GO): Toll binding; growth factor activity
Source: RefSeq, a predicted model, not a curated record
CAGUUUUCCUAUGACCGUCGUGCAGGAAUCAAGCGGUUUUCUCCGGUCAAAUCGUUUACAAAUAAAAUUAACAAAUUUUUUUAUCCACCGCAGUUCAUCAUGAUGGAAUUUCGAACGUUUGUUAUGAUACUCAUGUGUGUCUCUGCCUUUGCCGAACCCACGCCCACCAAAUCACCAUCUCAAACGAAUAAUUCAGUUAUUCUGGAGGAUGAACCACCAGAAGGAUAUUAUGCCUUCAUAGAAUCCCCCAAUGCUGAGCCACCGAAGGUCCGACCUCCACCUUAUAUUGACAGUGAUAAGGAGUGUCAUGAUACUGGAAAACAAGGCAAGGGUUACGUAUCUGUUCACAAUGUGUGUGGUGACCUGAAUAAGGGCUACAUCCCCAAAAAUCCAAUGAAGCACAAGAUCGCUGGAACUUCCUAUCCAUUUGAACUCAUAAAAAAUCACACGUUGAAAUUCCUGAGCAAGGCAUUACCUAUCCUCAAGGCUGACGAUUCGUUACCAAAAGUCGCGAAGAUCCAGCCAUUCUCCCAAAAUUCAGUGCAUACCGAUGAAAAAAGGAGUAGAAGUAAACGAGCAGUGGAAGGUGAUGAGAAUUCAGCAGAGGUUGACAGGAGUGGGCGAAAAUAUUGCGAGGAUGGGGGUGGAGUACUCUGCAUGUUGUACAAAGCAAUUCAGGGUGAGCCCCUGGCAUCUUCAGCAGCAGAACGCAGGGACGAACCAGCGCCUCCAGAAUAUCGCCAAAGACCUCUUGUCUCCGAGAAGCCAGAGUACUCUGGACCACCCACCCCUUGUCCUGCCAAAGUUGAAUAUGCAACACCAGUUUUCGCUAAAAAUUAUCAGGGCACCUGGAGAUACGUGGUGCAGAUACCCUACGAGGGGUAUUUCACCCAGACAAUCGAGCUCACCAGGUGCAUGCAGGCAAAGUGUCAUUAUCUGGAUGGGGGAUGUCUGUCAUCCCCCAGAUGGACUAGUCUCCUGGUAGCAGAGAUAUUCUACCCAGACACAUUCAUCGAGGAAAAUCCUGGUGGACGACUCCCAGGGCUCAGGGAACCUGUCGCAGGCUCACCACCUCCUGUGCAGGAUUAUCAGAAUUUUCAGAUGUACCUCCAGAAGAGGGCGGGUGAAAAUGAAGGCCGCAGUGCUAAUCAGCAUCAUUGUGAUGGUGUUGACGAGACAGGAUGUUUUCAGGUUCGAUUGUACUACGAUUGGUUCCUCGUGCCGGGAAGCUGCAAAUGUUGGAGGCCUGAUUAUUUCAAUCGUUACGUUCGCCGCACAAGCAGCAGUCCAGAAUUAUAAAGACUUAUCUUAUCCCAAAUAAAUUAUUGAACGGGCAGAUUGACCAGACCACGAAUCCAGGGAUCUUCUAAGAAUAUCCAGGACUUUAACUAUUUUUCCUCCAGUCAAAUCCGCGAAAUUUAUUUCACAGGAAAAUUAUUCGUAUGAUUUUUUAAUCUGUUUUAUUGCACUCAUUCGCGCAAUAUGAAUUUAAAAAUUUGAGAGUUGAGUAGUAUACCUGGAUAUUCUUAAUAAUUUCUAAUGAAUCUCAUUGAGAAGUUACAUUUAUCGUGGCAAUGGUCUUAAUUAUUGAUAUUAUUAUUAGAAAAAUGACUGACGGUAACAAGGGAUUUCAGUAGAUAAUUGUAAAUGGAUAAUAACUAGAUUCUCUGGUAAAACUAGAAUUUAUUACUCGUGGUAAUGCUCAGCCUCUUGUUCACAGCUUUUUACACCGAACACCAAUGAAUGUUCUUGUAAUUAGUUUAGGGUAAUACCUGUCGUAUCUAAUUAAUUGGCAGAUACUUUUCCUUUUUAAUGCUUGAUAUUUAAAGAAAAAACAUAAUAUAUUGCAGGAUUUAAUUCGAAUGAUGCAACACUCAUCAUAUAAAAUUUAUUAAAAAUCCCAGUUUUCUCUACGAACAAGGAUUUUCCAUUUCUGGC